CAAAACGGACCGGGCAAAACGGACCAGCUGUACCGUUUUGCCUUCUAUGGUCCAUUGUGCCUUCUAGAUUGUGCCUUGUGAUUGCCUUAUUAGAAAAACCGGUGGCGAGUGGUGGAAGGUUAUAUGGUCUCUUGUUUUACUUUUACUGAAAAUCUGCUUUAUUUUUUCAGAUGGUUAGCAACUAUAAAAGAAAAACGAAUCGACAGAGCUGGUCCAGCGAAUCGAUGAAGAAUGCCGUUGAAGCCGUGUAUAAAAAGGUCAUGGGGCUAAGAAAAGCAUCAGAAAUGUUUAACGUUCCAAAAACCACAUUAAAGCGGAAGGUCGACAUGUAUACGAGAUCUCAGAACCUCGACGGUGCGAUUUCGAAGAAAAUGGGUAGAUUUGAACCUAUAUUUAGCAAAGACCAAGAAAAGGAGUUGGGUGACUAUGUCAAAAACAUGGAAUCACGCUUUUUUGGGUUAACGACCAAAGACUUACGGUCCUUGGCUUAUGAUCUCGCCGAAGCAAAUAAGAUUCCGCACAAUUUUGAUACCACAACUAAAAUGGCUGGAAGAUAUUGGUUAGAAAAUUUUUUGGCUAGAAAUUCUGAUCUGAGCCUACGGAGACCAGAGGCUACUUCUGCAGCCAGGGCUAGUGGCUUCAAUCCAACGGCAGUAAAGCAGUUCUUCACUUUACUAAUAGAAGUUAUAGAUAAAUAUCAGCUCAAACCCGAAAAUAUAUUCAACGUCGAUGAAACCGGUAUUACGACGGUUCCUAAAAGUUUGCCAAAAAUUAUAGGCAAAAAAGGAAAAAAGCAAGUUGGAUUGUUAACCUCUGCGGAAAGGGGCCAGCUGGUCACUACUGUUUUUUGUUUUGGUGCCGAUGGAUCUUACAUGCCCCCAAUGUUUGUGUUUCCACGAAAACGGAUGAAACCAGAACUAAUGAAUAAUGCACCCAGAGGCUCUUUUGCCGAGUGUCAUGAAAGUGGCUGGAUUCAAAAAGACAUUUUUACCAAAUGGUUCGAGAAGUUUGUAAGAUUCUCAAGAGCUACCAAGGAUAACCCAGUUUUACUGCUCCUAGAUGGACAUGCGAGCCACACGAAAAACUUGGAUCUCAUACGUUUAGCUCGUGAUAAUGGUGUGCACAUACUAUCAUUUCCUCCCCACUGCACACAUAGAUUGCAGCCCCUUGAUGUGGCUUUCAUGAAGCCAUUGUCUGCAUAUUAUUCAGAUGCUGCAAAACAAUGGUUACGAUCUAAUCCUGGCAGAACCAUAACGCAAUUUCAAAUUGCAGAAUUGGUGGGUGAGGCAUUUGUAAAAGCCGCCACUCUCCCCACUGCUUACAACGCAUUUCGAGCAACUGGGAUAUGGCCACCAGAUCCAAAUAUUUUCACAGAAGCGGACUUCUUAGCAGCAGAUACCACCAACAUUGAUCAAUCAACUGAUGAUCCACCAAGUUUGCCACCAGAUUUUGCCGAAACCAGUAGUCAUACCCAGCCAGGUUGUUCGAAGUAUUUGCCUGGUAAAGAACCAACAUCAAUUUUAGUUCAAAAUGAGAGCGACGAUUCUGAUGAAGAUGUUCCACUGGCACAAAUUGCUAUGCGUAAAUCGUCAACAAAUUUAAUUCGAAAUGAGGGUGAUUCUGAUGAAGAUGACCUAGUGGCAGCAGAAACCAUUAAUGAUCGUCCGUUAAGUUUGUUGUCGGCUAAUACCGAAACCAAUGCCACUAAAGUCGAUCCUCAGCCAUCUCGGACUGGUAAUUUAAUUCAAUCAAUAGACUCCUUAAAUAAAAAUAGCUUUUUGGUAUCACCUGAACUAAUUUUGCCCGUACCACGGACAAAACAAAUUAAGAGAACUACACGGAAGAGAGGUAAAACCACAAUUAUUACUUCGUCGCCAUACCAAAAAGAGCUGGAAACCGCACAAGUUAAUGCAAAUCAAGUUAAAAGGAAAGUUACUUUUGGUGAUUCUGCUGGGGUGAAGAAUAAAAAGAAAGUAAGAAAGGAUGCAAAGAAGGAAGUAGCAAAAGAAGUAUCGGAGUCAAAACGUCACGUACAGAUAUCAUCUGAUGAGGACAAAGAUGCGCAGUGUUUGUACUGCCAAUAUUUUUAUUCUGAAUCUACAGAAAGUUGGAUUCGGUGUUCAGUUUGUGAAUUAUGGGCACACUAUUCAUGCGCUGGUAUAGACAGUACUGACAUUGAAACUGAUUUUGUGUGCGAAAACUGUCAGUAAUAUUUAUUGUUCUGUUUAUUUAUUUUUAAAUGUUUAAUUCGCCUAUAACCCUUUAUUUUGUUAUUAUAUAAUAUAUUUUUCACCUUGGUCCAUUUUGCCUGCUACAAUGUACCAUUUUGCCUUCUAGUGCAGGCAAAACGGCCCAUUACAGUUGUUUUUUGUUAUUGUUUUUUUUAACUAGUCUUAGUUAUU
This is a messenger RNA of Sitophilus oryzae (rice weevil), 2402 nucleotides long. RefSeq lists its product as uncharacterized. Lineage: Eukaryota; Metazoa; Arthropoda; Insecta; Coleoptera; Curculionidae. Gene Ontology annotation, molecular function: DNA binding. Gene Ontology annotation, cellular component: nucleus. The record is from RefSeq and is a predicted model, not a curated record. The transcript has a single exon. The coding region runs from base 171 to 2210 and encodes 679 amino acids.